Messenger RNA from Penicillium angulare, 363 nucleotides. RefSeq lists its product as uncharacterized. Bases 1 to 363 code for a protein of 120 amino acids. Lineage: Eukaryota; Fungi; Ascomycota; Eurotiomycetes; Eurotiales; Aspergillaceae. The record is from RefSeq and is a predicted model, not a curated record. The transcript has 2 exons.
AUGUUCGAGCAAAAUGACACACUCUUCGGCCGCGUCUGCAUUCGUGGCCGUUAUAUCGCCGGCAAAAGAAACUCGGAUGGACGAUUACAGCCGCUCCUGGAAAUUCAGAUUAAGGGCGCUGGAUCAUACAAGGAGUCUUUUUUAUCUAAGGCGAUUCCCAUCAAACAGCAAGAUGAAGAUGCAAAGGGGACCGUCGAGAAAGCUUUCAUUCAUGACUUCGUCCGUAGCGUCGACUCUGGAUGGACCGCAGAGCAGAUAUGGAUGGUGGAGAGAUAUGGCGAAGAGAAUGUUUUGACUCCACGGGUAGUAGUUGUGACGAGCACUUCGGCUUCGUCCGCUCGUGUUUUGUAUCGACGUGGAUAA